AUGAUUCCUGAAAAGAGGCUGCUUACGCCAGAAGAUUUAGAACUAUGGGAUAAAUCUCAGACUAAACAUGAUCUAUUAGAGUUUAUUGAAAAAUUGGCAAAAUCUGUCGAAGGUCAUGAGAAUAAACAGUAUCAAGAACCUAUAACACCUCAAAUAGAGAGUUUCAUGGGGCUGCUAAAGUCUGUUAAUAACAUUAUUGAUAAACAUCCAGUAGUGCAGGACGCUAAGAGUUCAAGGUUUGGUAAAAUUGAAUUUAGGGAUUUCUAUGAUGAGUUAACUUCUCAAUCAAAAACAUUAAUAUCAAAUGCAUAUCCUAGCUUAACUGAAGAUCAAUUAGAUCAAUUAUAUGUUUACCUUGAUGAAUCAUGGGGGAAUAAGCAAAGAAUUGAUUAUGGAUCAGGUCAUGAAUUGAAUUUUUUAUGCUUACUUUAUGGAUUACAUAAAUAUAAGAUAUUUGAUGAAUCAAAAGAUUUUACUAAUAUGGUUUUAAAAAUAUUUAUUGAAUAUUUAAGGGUAAUGAGGAUAUUGGAAACGAAAUAUUGGUUAGAACCUGCAGGUUCUCAUGGUGUUUGGGGGUUAGAUGAUUAUCAUUUCUUGCCAUUUUUAUUUGGUGCUUUCCAAUUAGCAACUCAUAAACAUUUGAAACCUUUAUCCAUACAUAAUGAAGAACUUGUUGAAAUGUUUCAAGAUAAAUAUCUAUAUUUUUCAUGUGUUGCGUUUAUAAAUUCUGUGAAAACUUCGACUUCAUUAAGAUUUCAUUCUCCUAUGUUAGAUGAUAUUAGUGGUGUUAAAAAAUGGUCAAAAGUUGCAGAAGGUAUGAUUAAAAUGUAUAGAGCAGAAGUGCUAAGUAAAUUACCUAUUAUGCAACACUUCUACUUUGGCGAAUUUUUACAAUGUCCAGAAGGAGUUUUGGGUUCCAAGGGACACAAACAUACUGGAGUAGUAGGAGAGGAUGAAUGUUGUGAGUCCGGGCAUGUACAUUCAUCAUGGGGAGAUUGUUGUGGUAUUAAAAUCCCUAGUGCAUUUGCAGCAAGUGAAUCUGAUAAAAAGGUCCAUAAACCAUUGCCAUUUGAUUAG
Vanderwaltozyma polyspora DSM 70294 is the source of this 1077-nucleotide messenger RNA. It is a transcript of the gene RRD2, whose product is annotated as peptidylprolyl isomerase RRD2. Gene Ontology annotation, cellular component: protein phosphatase type 2A complex; nucleus; cytoplasm. Gene Ontology annotation, molecular function: peptidyl-prolyl cis-trans isomerase activity; protein tyrosine phosphatase activator activity. The transcript has a single exon. Gene Ontology annotation, biological process: mitotic spindle organization. Lineage: Eukaryota; Fungi; Ascomycota; Saccharomycetes; Saccharomycetales; Saccharomycetaceae. The coding region runs from base 1 to 1077 and encodes 358 amino acids. The record is from RefSeq and is a predicted model, not a curated record.